Talaromyces stipitatus ATCC 10500 is the source of this 407-nucleotide messenger RNA. RefSeq lists its product as uncharacterized. The transcript has 2 exons. The record is from RefSeq and is a predicted model, not a curated record. Lineage: Eukaryota; Fungi; Ascomycota; Eurotiomycetes; Eurotiales; Trichocomaceae. The coding region runs from base 108 to 407 and encodes 99 amino acids.
GAUUCCUCUUGCGCCAGAUAAGUUAAAGAGCUUUUACUCAAACCAUUUCACCCACCAUCAAUUCAAGAGCACUUCUCGAAAUACACAACUGUUUGACCCUUUCCAUCAUGGCUCCCAACAAAAUCAUAUCUAGCCAAUUGAUCAAAACAGUGGCUAAUCAUGGCAAGAAUAUCAAGGUCAAAUAUGCUACUAAGACCGAGACUUGGGAACGUACCUUUUUGGCCAGUAGUGUGCAGGAUGAUUUCAGCAAAGCUAUAGAAAAGACUGAUGAUAUCCCUUCUGGCGCAACAACCGCUAUCUUAGCUGAAAAAGAGCAUCCAAGUUCGAGUGACAGCAAAAGUCACUUCACCACUGUCUUCGAAAACGAUGAUGGAGAACACAUUUCGACGAAGCAUGUUUACCCUUAA